Panicum virgatum (switchgrass) is the source of this 1741-nucleotide messenger RNA. Its product is annotated as probable flavin-containing monooxygenase 1. Gene Ontology annotation, molecular function: NADP binding; N,N-dimethylaniline monooxygenase activity; flavin adenine dinucleotide binding. The record is from RefSeq and is a predicted model, not a curated record. Lineage: Eukaryota; Viridiplantae; Streptophyta; Magnoliopsida; Poales; Poaceae. The transcript has 4 exons. The coding region runs from base 1 to 1596 and encodes 531 amino acids.
AUGGACGUGAAGAAGAAGCGCGUGGCGAUCGUCGGAGCCGGCCCAAGCGGCCUGGCGGCGUGCAAGCACGCGCUGGCCAAGGGGUUCCGGCCGGUCGUCUUCGAGUCCAGCGCCGCCGUCAGCGGCGUGUGGGCGCGGACGCUGUCCUCCACGAGGCUGCAGACGCCGGCGAGCACGUUCCGGUUCUCCGACUUCCCGUGGCCGGCGGGGACGGCGCCCGACGAGUUCCCGCGCCACGACCACGUCGCGGCGUACAUGGCCGCGUACGCGAGGCGGUUCGGCGUCCUCGAGCGCGUCAGGUUCGGCAGCAGGGUGCUCGCCGCCGAGUACGCCGGGCCGCCGGAGCUGGAGGUGGCGGCCUGGGAGCGGUGGUCCGGGAACGGCGAGGCGUUCGGCGACGGCUCCGGCGAGUGGCGGCUCACCGUGCAGCACGCCGGAUCGGAGGGCACCCAGACGUACGAGUUCGAUUUCCUCGUCCUCUGCGUCGGGAGGUACGGCGUCCCCAAGGUUCCCAAAUUUCCAGAGGGAAGAGGCCCCGAAGUGUUCCAAGGUCAAGUGCUCCACUCCAUGGACUACUCGCGCAUGACGCACGCGGACGCCGACGAGCUGAUCAGCGGCAAGCGUGUCGACGUGGUCGGCUCCGGCAAGUCAGGAAUUGAUAUCGUCGCGCAGUGCGCCGAAGCCAACGGUUCCAAGCACCCAUGCACAAUGAUUUACAGAAGCGCCCAGUGGAUGGUGGAUACCAAGCUUAUCUGGGGCGGCGUCAGUUUUGGGAAGCUUGCCAUGACUCGGCUGGCCGAACUGAUGGUUCACAAACCAGGAGAAGGAUUUCUUCUGUUCCUUCUCGCCACAAUGCUGACUCCACUGAGAUGGCUGACAGCAACGCUGGCCGAAGCAUACUUGAAGAUGAACGUUCCGCUGAAGAAGCAUGGGACGGUGCCGGAAUGCAGCUUCUCGCAGUCGAUCCUGGGCUGGCGGCUAGGCACCCUGCCCGACGGAUUCUACGACAUGGUGAACGAAGGCAGCGUUCAGAUCAAGAGGUGCGACGACUCCUUCAGCUUCUGCGCCGACGGUCUGGUGCUGGACGGCGCCGGCGAGCGCGUCGGCGGCGACGUCGUCAUCCUCGCCACCGGCUUCGACGCCGACCGGCUGCUGCGCGGCGUGUUCGUGUCGCCCCGGUUCCGCGAGCUCGUCGCGUCGGGGGAUCCGUCAGACACCAUGCUCCCUCUCUACAGGCAGUGCGUGCACCCGCGGAUACCGCAGAUGGCUGUGGUCGGGUACGCGGAGAGCGCGGCGAGCAUCUACCCGUACGAGAUGAUGGCCAAGUGGGUGGCGCACCUGCUCGACGGCGCGGUGCGCCUGCCCGGCGUCGCGGACAUGGAGCGGAGCGUGGCGGAGUGGGAGCGGUGGGGGCGGUGGGCCAAGCGGGGCGGCGGCGGCUUCUUCCUCAAGUCGUGCAUCGCCACCGUCACGACGUGGUACCACGACCAGCUGUGCCGGGACAUGGGGUACAGCCCGAGGAGGAAGAAGGGGGCGGGGCUCGCCGCCGAGUGGUUGCAGCCGUACGGGCCCACCGACUACGCCGGCAUCCAGUGAACUGGGUGACGUGAAGUCAAGCGUGAUGAGGAAAAAAUUAUCUGCUGAAAUAAAGAAUGCAUAUGAAAACGCACGCAUUAGUUCAAAAUUUGUCAGUCUUGAUUUUGUUUCACGACCACGGCUUCAUAAGAAGAUAUGUAGAUCA